AUGGUCGCGUCAAGAAGAAAAAGAAAAAUUAACGUGGAAUGCAAGGUACUUACAGCACUCUCAUUCUACGCUACAGUUUCUUAUCAAAAGCCUGUGGGCAUGAGCUAUUUGCAUGGGCUUUGUCAAGCUAGUGUAUCAAAUGCUGUUAAAGAAGUGACAAUGGCUUUAAACAAAUAUAAUAUUCUAAAAAAAUACAUACAUUUCCCUGGAACACGACCAGAAAGACAGGCUAUUAUAAAUGGAUUUUCAAAUAAAUAUGGUUUUCCUGGUUGCGACCUCAUGAGCUAUGCAGGCCCACAGAACAUGAGGAAAGAUUUUUUAAUAGAAAACAUUACCAUUCCAGGAAUGUUCAAAUAUGAUUUAAAUAUAAUAAAUAUAGAUGCUUCUUUUGGUGGUGCUACACAUGAUGUUCAUAUUUGGAAAAACUCUCAAAUAUCACAGCAUCUGCAAGAGCUUCAUAAUAGAGGAGAGGCUGUCUGGUUACUUGGUGAUUCUGGAUAUCCAUUAAGACCUUGGCUUUUAACUCCAAUUGUAAAUGCUGAACCUGGUAGUGCAUAUGAGCAUUACACUAAUAUGCACUGUCUCACAAGAAACACUGUGGAACGGUGCAUAGGAGUCUUAAAAGCACGUUGGAGAUGUUUACUGGCACACAGGGUACUGCAUUAUAACCAUCACAAAAAAAUCUUCUUGCACAACAUCUGCAACAGACAUCGACUGCCUGUACCUCAAUUGCCAAGCUCUGACAUACUGGAAGACCAGAAUAAUCAAAUUCCUCAGCAACCACUGCAGGGUGUCGGGGUUGGUGCACAACAACAGCUCUUAGCUAGUGGUCGGCAACAAAGAGAUUUUAUUGUGCAACGAUUAUGGUCUGCUCCUAGGCCAUAA
Messenger RNA from Parnassius apollo (apollo), 885 nucleotides. The record is from the annotation of a GenBank genome assembly. Lineage: Eukaryota; Metazoa; Arthropoda; Insecta; Lepidoptera; Papilionidae.